AUGUCAGGAACCACAGAGGAGAGUAGCCGGAGCAAUAGCGCCUCCGAGGCUGGUAAUGUCGACAGCAUGGGUAACUCAACAGGAAGUAACAGCUUAAUUGGUCCCAAUUUUGACAGUUUGCACGAGCAAAAGCGAUCUACAGACCCCGAAUCUAUUGCCAGGCGCGAAAGUCUUGCAGAGCAAAGACCUGGGGGUUUCUUUUCGAAGAUAUUCAAGAGUGCUGUUGCACCUGCAAAUCCUCAGCAGCCGAAGUAA
Molecule: messenger RNA, 255 nt
Organism: Pseudomassariella vexata
Lineage: Eukaryota; Fungi; Ascomycota; Sordariomycetes; Amphisphaeriales; Pseudomassariaceae
Exons: 3
Coding region: 1-255 (84 amino acids)
Source: RefSeq, a predicted model, not a curated record